UAAAAAGAAAUCCCUCACGCCGAUCGGAGUGGAGCAGUUCAUGUUUCGACUGGUACGGUGUCCCUGUCUGAGGUUCUCUCAACUGAGACUGCUCUCGGCCAAGGCCAGGAGGACUCGUCCCAGCGCCGCUGAGCCUGGCCAGGGAGACAGAGAGCCCAGAGAAGGAGCGGCCGAGGGGACUGUACCCUCCGUGUCUGUUCCCAGCACCAGUGUAGAUAGCGGAGGCUCUAGAUCAGCACCGCAGACACUCAGUCUUCAUGACAGUCUCUACAUUUCCUCUCUACUGGAUGCCUACCUUGGACUCGGCAUGGUGUCUGAGGCGGAGCUGGUGUUCAACAGGCAUCGUCGAGAGGGCCACACGUUCCCAGUCUCUGUCUACAACAAGAUACUCCAGUCCUGGGUCAAGAAGGGUAGCCAGCUGAGAGCUGUCAUGUUGUUUGAGAGUAUGGUGAGGGACGGGGUGGACUGCAAUGCCCAGACCCACGCCAUAAUGCUGGUCCUCCACACAAGAAGAAAAAACUGGGAUGCUGCAAAGAAAAUUGUAGCACGGAUGGAAUCAGAGGGUUAUCCCCUGAAGCACAUCCUUCAGAUGGCACAGCUCUCCAAGACGGAAGCAGCUGAAGUUCUCAAGGCAAUGGAUCACUUUAGAGUGUCGGCUGAGAAAUUACCUCGUCAAGUGGGGCCGUACCCUCGAGUAGUGCGGAGUCUGUAUGAUGACUGGAGCAGAGAGAGUGACACAGAGAGACCGGGGGAAGUGACAUCAGGGGAGGAGAAGUCAGAAGAAAGACUGGGUGUGGGGGUUGCGUCGGUGAAGGUGUUUAGUCCAGACGAGCUCAAAGACAGACUGAGAAGACAGUUACAGAUGGAACAGCAGGGCUAUCUGAGUGCUCCCUCCAUUGCUGCAGUACAUAAAACUGACAGCCCUGAGGAAGAGGCUCUCAAGGAGUCCACCCACCGGCUGAUGCGUCAGUGGCGAAGGGACCUGACAGCUGCACUAAAAAGGGACAACGAGGAUUUCAAAACAGUAGUCAAGUGCCUACCAGGCAUGUGACAGUAGACAAAUAGACUCUCUCCCUUUAUAGCUAUACAUUGACGAAUACUGUACACUUGUGGUGUAGUAUGAAGACCUUAUGUAUGUAUGUGUAUCUCUUUACACGGUGUAUAGGUGCUAAUGAAUGAUAAACUAACCUAUGUGUUUUAUCUCAGCUCUGGGUUCAAAGUUCUUUGGUCCGAAGCAGUACCCGUUCCUGCUGCUCCUGCCAGCGGAGGUGUGGGCCGACAUCGUGGUGGAGGAGGUGGUGGUUCAUAUCCUCGGCCAACAACAGGGGCUCCCCCUCACCUUCCUCUGCCGACUCAUCUGUGACUCGGCCUGGCAUAAGUACGUGGUCCUCCAGAAGAAGCAGAGGGGAGUGGUGGAGAAAACAUCUCAGCUGUACCAGCAGUUCAUGAGUCACCUGGCCACUCCCUCUCCCCCUCACCUUCCCCACCGCCAGCUCUGGCAGGACAUGGACGAUGCUCUCGCCAGUGCCGGCUCUCUGAGUGUGGAUAUUCCAAAGUGGCCGUUCACUGUGGCCAGCUAUGUUGGAGCUGGCCUCUUGUCGCGACUGAUAGACACUGCAAAACUCAGUCUCAGUGACGACUGCAAUGGCGAGGCGGCCUUCUUCCACUCGUAUGAGGCGGGAGAGAACGGGUGGCAGGCGGGUCACGUCAAAGGUCAUCAGAAACUCUUCAAACUCUUCAAAAAAUACUACAUCAAACACGAGUCCACUCACUUCAGACUGGCGGCAGAACUGACUCCCAUGCUGAUCCCCCCACGACCCUGGAGCCAGGUCAACGAGGGGGGAUACUUUGUCAAUCCCGUCUCCAUCAUGCGCAGUGUGGCAGAUGUGUACCAGCACCACUCUCUCCUGCAGCAGGCUCCAAACCUCAAUGCUGUGUUUGACUCUCUCAAUGUCCUCGGGACCUGCUCGUGGAGAAUCAACACUAGGAUCCUGGACCUUGUGACAGAGAUAUUCAACAGGGGAGGUAAUGAUGACCUGGGAGUCCCUGUCAGAGACCCUGUCUUCCCAGAGGGUCUGGAGAACCAGGAGCCCUCCAGAAGGAGAGAUGCUCAGAUGAAGAAACUGAGCAACGAGUGCUACUCUCUGUGGAUGGACAUGCUCUAUCGACUCUCCCUCGCUAAUUACUUUCGAGAUGAUCUGUUUUGGAUGCCUCACAACAUGGACUUCCGUGGCAGAGCCUACCCAGUGCCUCCUCACCUCUCACACCUCACGAGUGACGUUGGUCGUGCUAUGCUCCAGUUUGGAACUGGGUAUCCUCUGGGAGACAAAGGCCUGGACUGGAUCAAGAUACACCUGGUCAAUCUCCAUGGACACAAGAAAAAGGGGUCUUUGAAAGAGAGGGUGGAGUAUGCUGAUGAGAUGAUGGAACACAUCAUGGACUCGGCAGACCGACCCAUGGAGGUAAGC
Molecule: messenger RNA, 2468 nt
Organism: Geodia barretti
Lineage: Eukaryota; Metazoa; Porifera; Demospongiae; Tetractinellida; Geodiidae
Source: the annotation of a GenBank genome assembly